AUGUUCAAAUUGACAUUUUUAUUAUCUUGCGUAGUAGCUAUUACAGUAGCUGAUCCUGGAUACCUUGGAGGUGCUUACGGAUUAGGUAACGGGUAUGGAUAUGGUGGUUAUGGAUACGGUGGUCAUGGAUAUGCAGCUAUUCCAGCAGCAGUUAGUCAUCAAUCAAAUGUUGCUAUUCAUAGUAAACCAAUUAUCACUGCACCUGUAAUCAUUAAACCACAAUUAAUUGCUGCUAUUCCAGCUGCUACCAGUCAUCAAUCACGUGUGGAUUUAAUUAGCAAACCAAUUGUAUCUUAUGCUGCUCCACAUUUAUCUUAUGGUUCUAGUUAUGUUGCAACAUCACCAAUUGUUAGUGGACUUUAUGGAAAUGGUUACAAUGGAUUAUCUGGAUACAGUUCAGCUUAUGGCCUUGGUUAUGGAUAUGGAAAUAAUUAUUAUGGAUCUCAUUAUUAA
Molecule: messenger RNA, 453 nt
Organism: Chrysoperla carnea
Lineage: Eukaryota; Metazoa; Arthropoda; Insecta; Neuroptera; Chrysopidae
Product: cuticle protein 64-like
Exons: 1
Coding region: 1-453 (150 amino acids)
Source: RefSeq, a predicted model, not a curated record